AUGGAGUUGAAGAAGAAAGUGAUGGUGGUGAACGUGGCUUUGAUGCUUUUCUUGAUGGGACUGUUGAGUGCAAGCGUGGAUGCUCAUGGGUUCGAUCCAAGUUCCUUCAUCCCUGAAAUAUUUCCCAACGAUGAUGCCAAUUACUACGUAAAAUCUACAACAAAAGCGUGUUGUGACAAAUGCUUCUGCACCAAAUCAAUCCCUCCCCUUUGCCGUUGUGCUGAUGUUGGCAAAACUUGCCACUUGGCUUGCAAACACUGUUUUUGCACGCGUUCAGAGCCACCAAAGUGCCAUUGCGCUGACAUAACCAAUUUCUGCUAUGAACCCUGUCAUCACUCAUUUGAAACUGAACCUGAAGCUCUUAAAGAAUAA
Abrus precatorius (Indian licorice) is the source of this 372-nucleotide messenger RNA. RefSeq names its product Bowman-Birk type proteinase inhibitor-like. The transcript has a single exon. Lineage: Eukaryota; Viridiplantae; Streptophyta; Magnoliopsida; Fabales; Fabaceae. The record is from RefSeq and is a predicted model, not a curated record. Gene Ontology annotation, cellular component: extracellular region. Bases 1 to 372 code for a protein of 123 amino acids. Gene Ontology annotation, molecular function: serine-type endopeptidase inhibitor activity.